Messenger RNA from Pogona vitticeps (central bearded dragon), 5102 nucleotides. The record is from RefSeq and is a predicted model, not a curated record. NCBI's taxonomy places the organism in Eukaryota, Metazoa, Chordata, Lepidosauria, Squamata, Agamidae.
UCUCCUAUAUGGAAAGCAGACGAGCUCUGAGGCGGGCAGUGUACCGCUUCAUGCCAGCCCGGCUCUCCGGACUCAAAGGACCAGGAGGACUCUUUGAGUUCAGCGUUGUUGCAGCAGCAGCAACAACACACCGCUGUUGUAAGCCUUGCUACUACUGCUAUUGGGGCUGAUUUGCCGUCAUUGAGCCGGCGGCGGCGGCAAGAACAGCCGCCGCCGCCGCCGCGUUAGUGGGAGAGAUUGUGCCGCUGCGACAGGGGAAGACGAGGCUAGGCGCUCAAGGAGGCGCACUGAGCAUGCGCCGGCGAAGCCCACUGACUACAGCGCUCCGGCAGCCAAGGUACCCUGGAAAUAAAGAAAUAAAUGGAGGGAUGAAAAUACCAGCAAAUAGAAAGAAGAAGGUCUGGUGAGGGGGGAGGCUCUUGGUCUUUCUCCCCUCACCACCCCAAAGCAUCAACAGAUAUUUUGAUGGCAUGACAGAUCAGGAGGAAGAAAAGAAGAUGUACUAUGUGACUAGACACCAGAUCAGUUCUGCUUUUGGAAUACAUUCUCAGUAAGAUGUAUGGGUCUAUUUUUUCCUUGUUCAUAUAUAUAGAUCAUGAGACUUGACUGAGGUAAUAUUCAUAUCAUCCAUCCAUCUAUGGCGAACUACAGCCAUGCAGCUGACAACAUUUUGCAAAAUCUUUCCCCUUUAACUGCAUUUUUGAAAUUGACUUCUCUGGGCUUCAUAAUAGGAGUCAGUGUGGUGGGUAACCUUCUGAUCUCCAUUUUGCUAGUCAAAGAUAAGACCUUGCACAGAGCUCCGUAUUACUUCCUGUUGGAUCUUUGCUGCUCAGACAUCCUCAGAUCGGCCAUUUGUUUCCCCUUUGUUUUUACUUCUGUGAAAAAUGGUUCGUCUUGGACUUAUGGGACUCUCACUUGCAAAGUGAUUGCGUUCUUGGGGGUUCUGUCCUGUUUUCAUACAGCUUUCAUGCUGUUCUGCAUAAGUGUCACCAGAUACUUAGCGAUUGCCCACCACCGCUUUUAUACAAAACGGCUGACCUUUUGGACUUGUUUGGCUGUGAUCUGUAUGGUCUGGACCCUAUCUGUAGCUAUGGCUUUUCCUCCAGUGUUGGAUGUGGGCACCUAUUCCUUUAUUAGGGAGGAAGACCAAUGCACCUUUCAGCAUCGUUCCUUCAGAGCCAAUGAUUCUCUGGGAUUUAUGCUGCUUCUUGCUCUUAUCCUUCUAGCCACGCAGCUUGUCUACCUCAAGCUGAUCUUUUUUGUUCACGAUCGCAGGAAAAUGAAGCCAGUUCAGUUUGUUGCAGCGGUGAGCCAGAACUGGACGUUUCAUGGUCCAGGAGCCAGUGGUCAGGCCGCUGCAAAUUGGCUGGCUGGAUUUGGAAGAGGCCCCACACCACCAACCCUGUUGGGGAUCAGGCAAAAUGCCAACACCACAGGCCGGAGAAGGCUUCUUGUCUUGGAUGAGUUCAAAAUGGAAAAGCGGAUCAGCAGAAUGUUCUAUAUCAUGACAUUCCUCUUUCUAACCUUGUGGGGUCCCUAUUUAGUUGCCUGUUACUGGAGAGUUUUUGCAAGAGGGCCUGUGGUUCCAGGGGGAUUUCUAACGGCUGCCGUUUGGAUGAGUUUUGCCCAAGCUGGAAUCAAUCCUUUUGUCUGCAUUUUCUCCAACAGGGAGCUGAGGCGCUGUUUCAGCACAACCCUUCUUUACUGCAGAAAAUCCAGGUUACCAAGGGAACCUUACUGUGUUAUAUGAGGGAGCAUCUGUAAAAUCUUUAGCCUUGUGAAAACACUACCCUUCUCUGCUAAGCAAUUGUGGCCUGUUGCCAUGUCUCGAGAAGAAAAGGGGAAAAAUCUAUAUAUAUCUAUCAAAAAGGGGAAUGUCAGCAGUUGUAAGGAUUUGGGCAACAACAACAUUCUGCAAUUUUUGCAAUAGCUCAUCUCUAAUCCUGUUUUAAAAGCUAAACAUGUUCCUGCUGACCACUCGUGGAGGUUUGUAAUUAAGAAAUAAAGGACUGAACCACUGCCCUAAAAUGUUUUGAUGUGGCUGAAAUCUAGAGAAUGAUUCAGAGAGUAGCAGGUGCUAAAUAUAUCAGCACUAAAUGCUGUAUAUAUCACUCUUUAAAGCAAGACCACCACAAAAAGAUUAGCAUUGGACAUCUGAAUCAGUUGAGUUUGACAUGAGGUUAAUGUGUUGAUGAAACUAAUUUUAGACACUGGAUGACCUUUAAAUCAUUUCAUACAGUUUUUUUGUUUGUUUUGUUUUACAAAGACUAACAUUUGGGGACGGUGUUAAGUCCUGUAAUUGAUGAGAAAUGUGCCAUGUAGUACUGCAUUAUCACCCCACUCUGUUUGCCUUGUGAGUUCGGGGGAGCAUUCCAAAGCUGUUUUGUGUUCUGGAUUUGAUUUUGUUUAAAUUAGAAUUUAUUUUUAUCUGAAUACAUUUUUUCUUUCUUUUACAAUAAUAAUAAUAAAAAUAUCUUCAUACUGUUCUUCUUUCAGGGUGAAAUAUUACUGGCAUAAAAUUGUGUUCUGUGCUUUGUUCAUUUAAUUUUCCUGUGUUUUUUUUUUAAAGCUUGGUUUGCUAUAUAAAAUUUAUUCAAUUUGUUUUAUAUUUUUGAAAGCUAGAUAUUGGUCUGUUAGGCAACAUCAGUGAGAUUAUCCAAUCAUAACAAAGGAGUAAUCAUUACCCAGAAUAAACCAUAUGUUGCCUUAAAGGGUUAUCUAGUAUCUUCCAUUUUGUUUAGCGUUUUUGCAAACAAGCAAAGAAAAGUGAGUCGGUUAACUCCAGUCUUGUCCUUUGGGAGUGCAUGAAAGAUCACUUAAUCCCCUCAUUCCUUUUUUUUAAAUUAUUAUUCCCAUGAUUCCCUCAAUCAGUAUGCUCAUCACUAGGAUGAUAUGAUUUUCUUCCCUCUAGGUGUGUUGCCCAUUCUAGUUUGUUCUGAGAAACACAGGCCGUCAGUGUAUGUUUAUAUUUUAAGACAAAUGUCAUAGGAAGACCGCAGCCUUAGUAAGAUGUCUUGCACAACGUGUGAAGCAUUUAUUCUACUGAAGGCACAGUCUUGUUUAUACUUUCUGCACAUUUUGGUGUAUUGGUUGUUUCAAAUUAUUUCAAUUUUAACUUGUGAAAGCAUAUAAUAUGAUUUCUAGUAUUUUAGAAAUACAUUAGAGUCUGUGAGUCUUUCCUUUAAGAAACAGAUGUGUGGAUUUCAAUAUAAAGUUGCAUUUGCCAAAAUUUACCUGUGUAGCCUGUUAAUUUUCUUGGAAUAAAAUUUUACAUUUUUCCAGUUAUACAACAAACUUUUUUUAUUAUUACUAUUAUUUUGUUUAGCAAGCAUGAAUUAUUGAGAAUGUAGCCAUUAUGGAUUAUUAUUCUUUGAAGUCACUGUAUUCCCAAACUGUAAAUGCAUGAAUGAUGGGGACCACAGGAUUGAUAAAUAAUAUUCUCGACAAUAGCACUGUUGUGUAGUUUAUCAUAAUUACCCUGAUAUCUGUUUGAACAUGUCAGUCCUACGUAGAGGUACUACGCAAUAUUUCAGAUACACAUCAUAUGAGAAUUUUUAAACACAGCAUAUAAUAGAAGAGCAGCAGCACAAUUCUUACAAGGAAAGGUUUAACCUCUAAGAGGAAGGACUUGCUCCCAGUUAAUAAUGGUGUGCUCUGUAUAUUACUACAGCUCAAGAACUUCCAGUCUCUCAUGUAAAAAUUCAUAGAAAGCAGCUACCAGGUGAACUGCUUUAAGUGUAUAAAACUAUAUAUAAUUCUUCCUAUUAACAACAAAAACAGUGUUAUUACUGUAUAUAUAGCUAAAUAAUUUGCUGAAAGAUUAGAAAGAAAAAUCUUGAUUCCACCAGUGCUCAUUGCAAGCUUCUUUAACAUGACCUCAUUUGUACUUCAUGCUAAUAUUGAUGGGUUCAAAGGCUAAAUUUAGCAUCCUGUGUUGAAGCACUGCAAUAAUCAAUCUUUGUGAAUGUAAAAACAUUCCAGGUCAUCAUCCCCCAUGGGCUUAAAAUGAAUGAAGUUCCAGAGACCUGUCCUACUGCUUGAGGCACAUAACUAUAGUUAAACUGUAAUACUUGAAUAUUAUUCUGAUUUAGUCCCAUAUCAAUAGUAUUAAUAUUAUGGUUACUAAACAUGCAGGUCUUCUUUUUACAUUUUUUUCUAUAUAGAUGUUAAGAAAAUCUUGGAUUUACCCAUGCACAUAAUCAUAUUUAGGGAUCAUGUGCAUGUUCAUUUUAUUAUGCUAAUACAUCCUGGGAGAUACAAUGGCAUUUUUCAAUACCCAUAUAUAUGAUUAAAUAGACGUGUGCAAACUUUUACAUGUAAGAUGUGUAUUCUGAAGUGGUGGUGGUGGUUUUACACCAGCACAGGAAGAGAUGAUAUAAAUUAGCCAUCUACAGUGGUGAUAGGAACAUUUCUCAGAAUAUCUAACAUGAAAUCAACCAUAUAUAUACAUCUAUAGCUUAAGAUUCAAGAGGACUAACAUUAUUUUUUUAUUUUAUAUUUAUUAAAACAUUUUUAUAUCUAAGAUAAAUUGGUGACUAUGUUUCAUCCAAUAGUUACCAUCAGAAGAUGCAUCACUCACAUAUUUAAUGAACAUCAAUAAACACAAGUCUAAUCAUAGAUGUAUAGAUGAUGAUGUUUCAAAGGCCAGAAACUUUCGGACUUUCAGUCAAGUUGUUUUCCUGUAAGUAUAGCAGGAAAUGAGAACCUAAUAUUUUAAUUGUAUAGUUUGGGAAUAUUAAGUGGGCACUGUUUCCCGUGUAUUGGUUUAUAAUUUUGCUAACAGAAAUUAUAAAAAUUUUAAGGAUAUACAGUGAAAAGGUUUAAAAUAAGAUUUGUUUUGCAUGUGGUUUUGCUUUUAUUUUGCUCCCUUGAGAAGAUGAGCAGAACUGUACCAAAUGAAAUUAAAAGGCAACACAUGAAGUAUUUUAAUAUAACAUAUAGUUCCUUUUUGUUUUGUUUUUUGCAAAAUGCACUGUGACACAAAAUUACUCAGGCAAAUAUUUUAAUACAACUCUUAAAAGGAUUAUAUGCUUACAUGGAUUAAAAUGGUGUCUGCAGACAGCUGUUAACAUUUUGGGUAUUAUUUGGUUCAUGGGUGGAGG